This is a messenger RNA of Oppiella nova, 9834 nucleotides long. The record is from the annotation of a GenBank genome assembly. NCBI's taxonomy places the organism in Eukaryota, Metazoa, Arthropoda, Arachnida, Sarcoptiformes, Oppiidae.
AUGGGAAGAUUCUCGGCAUUGAAUGCACUGAAGAGUUUGUGUGAUAAUGAGUGCACCGAUGGUGUGGUCUCACGAUUGAGACAAUACACGCGACUCAAGAGUUGGUCACCAGAGGAUAGACAGACAAUUCUGGAGGCGUUGUCUGAACUGGUGGUGAGUCGUGAAUGGAGUCCAAGAGUGGUCUCUAUGUUUGGUCCCAUUUUGAGUGAUCUGUUGAUGAGAUGUAAACGCAAACCACAGCUCAGAGGAGAUCUGUUCGUCUCCUUAAGUCAUUUGAUUGGUUACUAUCCGAGUGCCACACACUUCGCCUACCAGUGCUUCCAGACAUCACUGUUCAGUGCGGCCACUCUUGUCAAGUCUUGUGAUGACCACCAGUUUGUGCUCAAUGUCUUCAUCGCAUGCUUUAAUUACCUUCACUUCAAUCCUCUUUGGUUUCGUGACGCCAUUGACUGGAGUUUUAUAUUGCAAUACAUAUCACAUCCCGAGUGUGACAUCAGAUAUAUAGCCAUUCAAUGCCAUCGCAUACUGUUUGCUAUAAAUGACAAUCAAUUUGAAUGUCUCUUCAAACCGGAGUUCAGUGAAGAAGAUUUGACUCGACUUCGAGUGAAAUAUUUAUAUCUAUUCUCUUCUCGCAAUCCAACCGUUAAUCUGAAAAAUAGUUUAUAUUAUCAAAGAUGUGAUGAAGUGUUGAGUGAUUCACAGCUUUGUUUCAAAGACGACGACUUCUGCGAAGACAUUGUUUCAGUUGAAGGCGUUUUGAUCAAUAAAUUUGCGAUUAAUAGUGAAUGGACUCAAAGAAGUAGUUUCAGUGAUGAGAACCGAAUUGUUUUGCUGCCGACCACUCAGUCUAACCUCCGGUGUCUGGCAUUAGGUGUUGCUUAUGGCAAACCAGUGCUCAUUGAGGGGCCCAUCGGUUGUGGCAAAACAUUGCUCGUCGAGUAUAUCGCAUCCCUUUCCGGUCGGCAUAAAGCGCCGCAACUAAUGAAAGUGCAAAUGGGAGACCAAAUUGACGCCAAAGUGCUCAUUGGUUCCCAUAUAUGCACUGAUAUUCCCGGGGAAUUCCUAUGGAAGGCCGGACCGCUUACUGAAGCCAUGAAACACGGCUUUUGGUUAUUGCUCGAAGACAUAGACUGCGCGCCGUCUGACGUGAUAUCGAUGUUAAUGUCGGUAUUGGAGUCCAAUUCUUUGGCAUCCCUUCCCGGCUGUGAAAACCAGUUGAAUAGAGUUCACAACGAAUUUCGUAUAUUUUUCACUCGACGUCUCAUUGGCUCUCAAAACAACGAAUCGGCGACAAAAGCGUUUCUCGACUCAAACGACUGUUUCCUUCAAUCGAUUUCCGAUCCCAAACUUCGUGUAUCCAAAGCAGAAGUGAUCGGUUCUCAUCUGAAUAUAACUCAAAGUCAAAGUGAAUUCUUGUGUUGCAAACGAAAACCAGAGCUAAUAGUGAAUGAAAAUCUCUUCAGAAUCGGAAGAUUUUCUGUUGGACUCAAAGAAAGACAAAUCAAUUUACAAGAAGAGCACAAAUUUAUGCAUUCGUUUGCUUUGACACAUCAGUCUCUUUCCCUUUUGGAGCGAAUUUCUGUUGCCAUCGAUAAUAAGGAACCCGUUUUGCUGUGUGGAGAGACCGGCACCGGAAAGACAUCUUGUGUUCAAUAUUUGGCUAAAAGAUUGCAUAAAUCUCUGACAGUUAUCAAUAUGAACCAACAAAGCGAUAGUUCAGACCUUUUGGGUGGAUAUAAACCGAUUGAAAUCAAUGUAAUGAUUGGUCCCAUAAAAGAGGAAUAUUUGGAUUUGUUUUCAUUGACCUUUGAAAGUGACAAAAAUGUGUCGUUUUUGACAAAAUUCGCUCAAAUAUUCAAGUCUGAAGAGUGGGCAACACUUUUCAAAGUAAUGCUUCGCGUCUAUGAAAGUGCUUUAACCAAAUGCAAAGACAAUCAUCUGUUAGAGCGCUGGAAAGCAUUGGGAGAGCGAAUCAAUCGAUUGCAGUCCUUUCAACUCAACCAAAAGGGAUGUCUGGCCUUUAGUUUCAUCGAAGGAAGUCUUGUGAAAGCCAUGAGAAGCGGUGGUUGGAUAUUAUUGGAUGAAAUAAAUUUGGCAGAAUCGGAGACUUUGCAGUGUUUGUCAGCUAUUCUCGACUCAGACGAGGCAUCGCUUGCACUUCUGGACAAAGCGGACGGUAUUCCCGUCGAACGAAACCCUGAGUUCCGUCUGUUUGGUUGUAUGAAUCCGGCUACAGAUGUCGGCAAAAAGGAGUUACCGCUUGGAAUCAGGAACCGGUUCACUGAGUUGUUUGUGGACCAACUCGAGGACAAGUCUGACCUAAGGAUUCUGAUUCACUCAUAUAUUGGGAAAUAUGUUUCUCCGGGUGUUAUCGAAGCGAUUGUUGACUUUUAUUUGCAAAUUAAAUGUAAUUCAAAGACAGUGUUGACGGACGCCAAUGGAUUACGACCGCACUAUAGUCUCAGUAAAGACUCGGUUAAGGUAUUGAACGCCAAAAUCCAAUCUCCAAAAUUCCCUGAAAAAUAUGAAUCCAUUGAAGACUAUUAUAUUCUGAGGGGAUCUAAAGAACCGAAAGUAAACGAGUCCUAUAUUCUAACGGAUACUGUGAAGAAAAAUCUGAAAGAUAUUUGUAGAAUAGUGUCGAUUGGGAAGACAUUUCCCAUUCUAUUAGAAGGCGAGACAUCAGUGGGAAAGACCAGUUUGAUUGAAUGGUUAGCCGCCGCCACCGGCAAUGUCUGCGUUCGAGUCAAUAAUCACGAGCAUACAGACCUUCAGGAAUAUGUGGGCAGUUAUUGUGUCGAUACAGACGGCAAACUCAUCUUCAGAGAAGGAGUAUUGGCCGAAGCCAUGAGGAAUGGCUAUUGGAUUAUAUUAGAUGAGCUUAACUUAGCGCCCACUGAUGUGUUGGAAGCACUGAAUCGAGUUCUUGAUGACAAUAGAGAACUGUUUAUACCUGAAACCCAACAACUCAUAAAAGCAAACCCAAAGUUUCUACUGUUGGCCACUCAGAACCCGGCCGGUCAUUACGGCGGCCGUAAAAUGCUUUCCCGAGCUUUUCGUAAUCGUUUCGUUGAACUCCACUUCAAUGAGAUACCCAACGAAGAACUUGAGAUUAUUCUCCAUCAGAGAUGCGCUCUUCCCUUGUCUUACGCCAAACGAAUGGUUGGAGUUCUUCACGAUUUGCAGAUUAGACGUCGAGAGAGUGGAGUGUUUGCUGGAAAGCAUGGAUUCAUAACUUUAAGAGAUCUGUUUCGUUGGGGAGAGAGAUAUAAGAAGUUUGCGAAACAACAGAACAAAGACAUCCAGUUCUAUGACUGGGACUUACAUCUGGCGAAUGACGGCUAUAUGUUACUGGCCGGUCGUGUCCGCAGACCUGAAGAGGUCACUCUUAUUCAAUCGGUUCUUGAGACCAGAUUUAAGCGCACACUCGACACAAAUGUUUUAUUUAGUAAAACUUCUUUUCUAAACGACGCUAUCAUUCCGACUGAGUUUAAACACAUUGUUUGGAAUAAAUCUUUCAAACGUUUGGGAACUCUAUUAUCCGAAGCCAUUAAAUAUAAUGAACCCGUUUUAUUGGUCGGAGAGACGGGGUGUGGAAAGACAUCAAUUUGUCAGUUAUUUGCCGCUCUUAACAAUAAAUCACUGUUUUCUGUGAAUUGUCAUAUGAAUACCGAAAGCGCAGACUUCUUAGGAAGUCUACGACCUGUGCGUAACUUUGAAGACGAAACUGAUAGUCAGACCACUCGUCCCCUAUUUGAAUGGGUCGACGGCCCACUUGUUGACGCUAUGAAAAGCGGUGAUUACUUUAUGGUCGACGAGAUAUCAUUAGCCGACGACUCAGUUCUGGAGCGUUUGAAUUCAGUGUUAGAACCGGAAAAAACUCUUCUGUUGGCGGAGAAUAACAACACAUUCGAGAGUGAAAUCUCGAUACCAGUGAUCAAAGCCAAGGAAUCGUUUCGAUAUAUGGCGACAAUGAAUCCGGGAGGCGAUUACGGCAAGAAAGAACUGUCACCCGCUCUCAGGAAUCGCUUCACUGAGAUCUGGUGUCCACCCUAUGAAGACAUCGAAGAUAUCAGAGAUAUUAUUCGCCAUAAUUUGGAUAACCAGUGGAGUGAUUGCAAAGACAUUGUGUGCCAAUCGAUGUGUGAUUUUCUUUUGUGGUUCAAUACAAAUGUGAAAAAUUCAAAACGAAUUGUUUUAAGUAUAAGAGAUAUAUUGAGUUGGAUUCACUUCAUUAACUCAAGCACUCAAUCAAAUAAUGCGAUUACAAUGUCUAUAAGCAAUGCAUUCAUUAACGGAGCUCUUCUUGUGUUUGUCGAUGCGAUUGGAAGCGCUGGAUCUGCAUUCAACUCAAGCGCCAAGAAUUCAAUUGCAAUCCGUAGUGAAUGCCAACAAUAUCUGAAUCAACUUUCACAGCCAUUGUCUGCCAUCGACGCCGAGACUAAUAUGCAAAUGGAUGUUGUGUUGGAUGAGUCCAAACAUUUCUCAAUCAAACCAUUUUGCAUCUCAAAAGGUCCAGACGUUGAUGAAAGUAUCAACAGUUACUACAUGUGGAACAGUCCCACCGUUCAAACCAAUGCAUUACGUGUUGUGAGAGCAAUGCAAUUACCAAAACCUAUACUUCUGGAAGGGAUGCCCGGAGUGGGAAAGACUACUCUAAUCCAAGCGUUGGCCAAAGCUUCGGGUCAUCGUCUCAUUCGAAUCAAUUUGUCGGAACAGACGGACAUCAGUGAUCUCUUUGGGGCUGAUUUGCCGUUAGAGGGCGAGGACUCUGUCGGCAAAUUUGCCUUCAGAGACGGUCCUCUACUACAGGCCCUUAAGAGUGAGUGGACGUGGAUUCUGUUCGAUGAACUCAAUUUAGCCCAACAGUCGGUCCUCGAAGGACUCAACGCAUGUCUGGACCACAGAAGUGAAAUUUUUGUCUCCGAAUUGAAUAAAAGUUUUAAAAUCAGUAAAACAAUGACCAGAAUAUUUGCCACACAAAACCCCUACUCAGAAGGCGGCGCCCGUAAAGGUCUGCCUAAAUCGCUGCUCAAUCGGUUCACCAGUGUUUAUAUGCAAAACCUCUCCAACGAUGACUAUAUCUUCAUUCUCUCUCAUCUGUUCCCUAAAGUACAGCAAUCAGUGAUUAAAACGAUGGUUGACUUUAAUAACGAAGUGAUCGAUGAAAUAGUGAUCGCAAACAAAUUCGGCCAAAGAGGCAGUCCCUGGGAAUUCAAUCUCAGAGAACUGAUCCGUUGGUCGCAACUCAUGACACAUAAUGUGAUGGAAUUAAAUGAUGUGAAACCUGAGAAUUUCGUGAAGUUUUUAUAUAUCGAUAAAAUGAGAACAACUGAAGACCGACACAAAAUGAAAGACAUUUGUGACAAAUACUUCCCCAACACUUUGAAAUCGGAUACCAUUGAAGUUGUGAUUACAGAUAAUUACCUACAAAUCGGUCACUCGUUUCUGAAGCGUCGCCGUACUUUAGGCAAUGAAAUGACAAAUUAUAUGAUUUUUGAAUCACAGAAGGAAUGUCUGCAGUCUCUCAUGAAAUGUAUUGAAAUGAAUUGGAUGUCAAUACUGAUCGGAGAGUCAGGUGUCGGCAAAACGAGUGUCGUUAAGCUUUUGUCGGACCUAACCGGACAUAAACUGCGAAUUUUUUCUGUUAAUUCAGAAAUGGAUACAAUGGAUCUGUUGGGAGGUUUUGAACAAAAAGAUUUAUCGCAUCACUUGACACAUAUUGAAGAGUCUGUGUUUGACUUAUGUUUGACAUCGUUUGGCAAAUCUGUAGAUCAUAAAGAAAAUAUAUCACAAAUAUUGAAAUUAUGGUUUGAAAUCCAAACAUUGAAUUCAGACAAUGACUCCGUAAACCCCAACGUCUUAUUAGAAAAACUUAAAAUUUUGGACCAAAUUAUCAACAAAUUAGAAGAAUGUAACGAAUCGGUGUCCAAUAUUACAUCUGAUUUAAAACAGCAAAUAAUUUCACUGAAAAGCAAUUACGAGACCAAAGUGUUAGUGAGCGGUGCCUUUGAAUGGCGGGACUCUAUUCUGAUCCGAGCCCUCAUGGCUGGGGAAUGGCUUUUGAUAGACAACGCAAACCUGUGCAGCGCUUCAGUCUUGGAUCGACUGAACGGUUUACUUGAGCCCAACGGAGAGCUCACUAUCAAUGAAAAGGGAUCCAUCGACGGGCAGAUGACUACAAUCAAACCACAUCCACACUUCCGACUCAUUCUUGCCAUGAAUCCAAUGAAUGGUGAGCUCUCGCGUGCGAUGAGGAACAGAGGUAUUGAGAUCUAUAUGUUUCCGAUUAACGCCAAACAAGACUUUGUUAAACAAGUGAAUGGUUUAUGUUGGCAAAACAUGAGAGAAGAACAAGAGUUGAAGCGAUCAGAAGAAGAGGCGCUCUUUGAGUACAGAAUGAAAACCGAGUGCUCGGAUGUGACCGAAGAGGAGAGGGAGAGACUAGAAAUGGAGGCUAUAUUUCCCACAUAUAAUGAACAAUACUUUGAUGUGAGCGACGAGUUUGAAGGCAAUGAAAUCACUUUAAGAGAGUCCAAAAUAGAAGAUGAGAUGAUUUCCGAUAUAAUAAGAAGUCAUUUAAAAAUUGUUGAAUUAAGCGACAAAAGUGACAAAUCUGUUCAUAACUUCAGAAAGGCAUACCUUUUGCGGCAUUCAGUGAUCUCUCAAAUAACCAAACGUUUGGGUAUUUUCUUCGACUACUCUAUUGACAGCCAACUAAUUGACGGACAUAUGAUUGCAUGCAAUGAACUGAUCGCUGAUAUUAAAGACAGUUCUUACGAUUCAUUCAAUAUAUACCACAAUUCAUCGCUUUAUGAAACGAGUCUUUGUUUUAAGAUUCUGGAGUCAAUGGAAAAGAAAAUUAUUACAGAAUUAUUGCCACAAUUCGAAAGCCAUCCGAUUCUUAUAAAAUUGCUUAAAAUAAUUCAGAAAAUAUUUGACUUGAGAUCAAACGAACCGCUCAUUAACUUCGCCACUGGUUUGGAAGUACUGCUUCAGGCGGCGCAGGACUGGCAGUUAAUGGCACACAAAGGCAUCAGUUUAUCCGAUAAUCUCAACGAAAUGACACAAUUGCUGAUUAGUUGGAGGAAAUUGGAGCUCAAGUAUUGGUCCGAAUGUCUCGAUUCAGUGAAUAAGGAUAUCGAAGACAAACAAAUGAAUUUAUUUUGUGAUGAAAGCAAUGAUAAAAACAUGGGAACGGAGUUAAAGGAUGUACAAGACGGAGGCCUUGGAGAGGGGGAGGGGACUAAAGAUGUGAGCGAUAAGAUCGAGAGUGAGGAUCAACUCGAAGACGCACUCAAAAGUGGCGCCAAAGAAGAGGGAAAGGGAGACGAAAAUGAAGAAAAAGAUAUUGAAGAAGAAGACAAUGGAAUUGAAAUGGAAAAUGAUUUCGACGGACAGAUGUAUAGUCCGUCCAAAGGAGACAAUGAAGAAGAAGAAGACGAUAGAAAAUCAGAUGAAGACGAGAGCGACAAUAAUCUUGAGGACCAAAUGGGAGACGUGGACAACAAUUCAGAAGUAUUGGACGAAAAGAUCUGGGGUUCGGAUGAAGAGAAUUCAGACUCAGAUGAAGCAGACGGUGACGACGAGACAGGAUUUGGUGGAAAGGAUACGAUUGAUAACAAAGUUGUGGCCAAAGAUGAGAACAAAGAUCUGCCAAAAGAUAAAGAGUUGGAUGAGAAAGAAGAAGAAGAGGAUAAUAAUGAAAAUGAAUUAGAAAUCAAUGAAAAUGAGAACGAAUUACAAAGUGAUGAAUACAAAGACGAAACAAUAGAUCCGUACAAAGACAUAGAACCAAAGACUGAUAAAUCACAACAAGAAUUGCCCGAAAAUAUGGAAUUGGAUGACAACGAAGAUAACGACCAAAACGAGGAGUCGGGCGAACAAAAGGACGACAUCUCUGUUUCGGGUCAGAGUUCAGGCGAUUCCGAAACUGAUGAACAGAAUUUGGAUGAUAUGAAUGCCAGUGAAGAAGAGUUUGAUGAUAACACCGCUAAUGAAAAUGAGAGCAAAAUUGAAGACUUGGAGAACAAAGUAGACGAAAAUGAAACCAAAGAUGAAGUGAAUGAAGACAUCGUUUCCGAAGAGAAGGAAUCAAAACCUAAUCCUAAAGAAGCGAUGGAUUCGACGAACGAUCAGACAUUCAGUGCAGAGAAUUACGACAAGUCAUCUGAAAAUGAAAAUAAUGCCAAAAACUCAUCGGAUGUUUGUGUGGAAGAAAAUGCCGAACAGAAGACUGAGGAGAGUGUCGCACAAAAUGAAGAACAGCACGGAUUUAACGACUCAUUAGUCGGCGAUAACUCGACUCAAUCGGAGUCCAAACAACUGCAAAGUUCUGCCGCUUUAGACGACUCGGACGGCAAAGAAGAAAAAUUGCAGCAAAACUACAAAAGAGAGAAAACUCGCCGCACUUUGGCUGACAAUUACGAUAAGAGCGCUAAACGACAGAAAGUAAUGCCAAAUGAAAGUGAAGACAAUUCUAAUACGGAUCCGAAGAAUAAGAAUGAAUCCGAGAACCAAAUGAUUGAUUCUGAACUCUAUCGACACGUCGACAACAAAUUGAAUGCUAAUAACAAAGUCAUAGACAUCGCCAGUAAUGAAGAGAAAGAGAUUCAACGCGAAGACAUUGAAUCCGAAUCUAAAGAUGACAUCGAUUUGAAUAAACCGGAAGAGAUGGACAUCGAAGAGAACAACGAAUUGAUUGAUACCUUAAAAGCUAUUGAUGUGAAGUCAGAGAAGAAUAAACUGAAAUCAAGUAAUAAAAGCGAUGCAAACAAAGAAGAAUUGAAUGAAGAAGUGAUGGAAAUGGACGGAGAGAUUGUGCCCACACUUACUGUUCAAAGAGGAAGUGAAUCCACUUUUCACACAUCAAUAGAUUUCAAUGAUAUCCAAGAAUUGAGUGAAACGACACUAAUUGAGAAGCGUUUCGACGAUUUAUCGGUUAAAACACUUCAGAAUUUGGACACCAAUUCAGUGAUAGACGUCUGGAAGGAAUGUGAGGCCAAAGUGUCUCCACUGGUGUAUGAGUUGUGCGAACGCUUGCAACUGGUGUUAGAGCCCACAAAAAUGGCUAAAUUAAGGGGCGAUUACAGGACUGGGAAGCGCCUGAAUAUGCGGAAAGUGAUCGCAUAUAUCGCCAGUGACUUCAGAAAAGACAAGAUAUGGUUGAGACGAACGAAAGCCAGUAAAAGACAGUAUCAGAUCAUUAUAGCAGUGGACGACUCGUCGAGUAUGUCUGACAACAAAUCUAAACAAUUGGCGUUCGAGUCGUUGGCUCUUUUGGGCAAAUCGUUGACUCUAUUAGAGGCGGGAGAGCUCGCCAUCAUGUCCUUUGGACAGACGGUCCGACUUUUACAUGGCUUUAAUGAUGCGUUCAAUGAGAAUACCGGAGCCAACCUUUUGACACAAUUAACUUUCGAGCAAAAGGAGACUCGAAUCGCAGACCUCUUGGAGUCGACCAUUCAAUUGCUGUCAACUUCAAGACGCCGUCAGAGUUCCCAAAAGGAAGACAUCUCUCAACUGCUUAUAAUAGUAUCCGACGGAAGAGGGAUUUACAGUGAAGGCGAACAAAGGGUCCGACAAUUGAUCAGAAAAAUGAAAGAAUUGGGGAUUUUUGUGGUGUUUGUGGUGAUCGACAACCCUUUGAACAAAGACUCAAUACUCGACAUACGAGUGCCAAUCUUCAGCAGCUCUGGUAGUGUUCAGAUCGAGUCAUAUAUGGAACGCUUUCCCUUCCAGUUCUAUAUCCUGUUGCGUGACAUCAAUGGACUGCCGGUUGUGAUGGGAGAAGCGCUUCGGCAGUGGUUUGAAUUGAUUACAAGCGGACAGUCGUGA